AACAGUGAAUUGAAAGUACGCCAUAAAUAUGGCGCCAAAAUAGUUUUCAAGCAGAUGAUAAGAUCGGAUUUUUUUCCCCCCUUUGCCCUUUCUUCCAUGUCGGUGGUGUGGUUUUUAUGUUUUUCCUUCCAGCGGUGGGGAUACGUUGCAAGACGAGACCCGCCUGUGCGUUAGUGCAGAGCGGUGUGUGUGCGCGCAUUCACCGGCCAGAGCUGCGCGGCGCGGCGCAGGGGAGGCGAGCAAAGAGCAAAGCCUGGGGAGCAAGUGGAGACUAUCACAGCCCUCUGGGUUUGACUUCUGAAGGAGCGAUACAGCCUCUGACUCAUCCGGUGGAAACAUAUAAUCGCUUUUUAUUUUCUAUAUCUGCGCCCCCUUUCCUCUGAUUUCCCUGCAUCCUUCUCCUCCUACUACUGUUGGCUCUGAGGAGGAAAACAGACGGAUUUUUCACUCCACGUUUGGGUUGAUUUUCUUUUUUUCAUCUAUUUUUUUUGCAAAAUGCGACAUGCGCUCCAUGUUUGGCGUAUCUCGGAGCCUGGCACACCCGGAAUAGCCCUGCGUUUUUUUGCGUAUUGACUUUACCAGUCUUUUGCUCCACUUUUCUUUUGCUGGUUUCUUUUUAAGAGUGGGAUUUAACGCAUUUUUUUCUCUUUUGGAUUUGGACUCCUGUCGGUCUUUGCGGGGAUCCGAGGCGCUGUCAACGCGCACUGCAAAGGGGAGGGGAGGACAGGGGAAGAGGGACAGUCCUGUCACCCAGAGUGCUUCAAGUGUCCGGGGUGUGUGUGUGUGGAGACCGGUGGGGGGGGGGGGGGGGGGGGGAGAUGUUUAGCAGCACCAACCCUCAGCUGUUAAACUGCAUGUUCCUGCUCCAAAUGAUCUCCUAAAUCUAAUCUAAUCCAGGACCGAGGACAUCCGCGUAUCCAAAGCUGACUGUAAUCAAGAUGGAGAGUGAAAAGAAGAGGAGGAAAUACUCCACAAGCAGCAAUGACUCUGACACCACUGACAGUCAAGUGACGUCAUGGUCAAGGUCCUCCAAGAAUACCGGCACCAGCAGCACAUGGGUCCGUCUUCAGCACAAGAAACCGUCAGAGGUGUUUCGUACAGACCUCAUCACGGCCAUGAAGCUGCCAGACUCAGCCCAGCUCGGCCCAGACGACUUCUACGUGCUGUCAGACCCCUGGAGACAAGAGUGGGAGAAGGGAGUGCAGGUCCCAGCCAACCUGGAAGCCAUACCAGAGCCUGUGGUCAGGUCGCCGGCAGAGUCGACAGGUGGUGUGACCAUCGACGGUCAGCUGAAGGAGGGAGAUGCACAGCCUCCUCGCUCCCAGCUCCACAGCUGCUAUGACCUGGAUGACCUGGAUGUUGCCUGGCUGCAGCUGGUUAACCAGGAGUUCAGGCAGAUGGCCCUACCGGAGUUGGACGAGCUGACGAUGGAGUGUGUUCUGGUCGAGCUGGAGAGCGUGUGCCAGGAAAAGAUGCAGCAGGCCAUAGAGACGGAGGAGGGUCUCGGCAUUGAGUACGAUGAAGAUGUGGUGUGCGAUGUGUGCCGCUCGCCAGAGGGAGAGGACGGCAACGAGAUGGUCUUUUGUGACAAGUGCAAUGUCUGCGUUCAUCAGGCUUGCUACGGCAUCUUGAAGGUACCACAGGGAAACUGGCUGUGUCGGACCUGCGCUUUGGGGGUUCAGCCAAAGUGUCUGCUAUGUCCCAAGAGAGGGGGGGCUCUGAAACCCACUCGCAGUGGAACCAAGUGGGUCCAUGUCAGCUGUGCCUUAUGGAUCCCUGAGGUGAGACAAAGUAGAAAUAACUCCCCAGUUUACCAGAGUAAUAGGGAUCCAUAGUCCUUCAUUGGCGUG
Molecule: messenger RNA, 1850 nt
Organism: Cyprinodon tularosa
Lineage: Eukaryota; Metazoa; Chordata; Actinopteri; Cyprinodontiformes; Cyprinodontidae
Product: E3 ubiquitin-protein ligase Jade-2-like
Exons: 7
Coding region: 939-1835 (298 amino acids)
Biological process (GO): regulation of transcription by RNA polymerase II
Cellular component (GO): histone acetyltransferase complex
Source: RefSeq, a predicted model, not a curated record